Messenger RNA from Camelina sativa (false flax), 1670 nucleotides. RefSeq names its product 2-oxoglutarate and iron-dependent oxygenase domain-containing protein CP2. The record is from RefSeq and is a predicted model, not a curated record. Gene Ontology annotation, molecular function: iron ion binding; L-ascorbic acid binding; oxidoreductase activity, acting on paired donors, with incorporation or reduction of molecular oxygen. NCBI's taxonomy places the organism in Eukaryota, Viridiplantae, Streptophyta, Magnoliopsida, Brassicales, Brassicaceae.
CACAGAGUAUAAUUUUGUUAAGCAUGAUACUCAGCCCAAAGUCGUCAAGCACAACACCGUGUAUAGUCUUGUAGGUUGGUUUCCUGAUCUUUAAAUGUGUCCUAAAUGUCCAUAUUCUGAAGUUAUCUACCUAAUUAACGCCAACACAGAGUAUAACAAUAUCACGCGUGCGUGGGACAUUUUUAUAAGAAGAAGAAAUUAUUGGGGGGGGAAUAAGAAAACACUGAAACUGCAACGGAAACUCAAAAAUCAGAAUCCCCAAAUUAAAGAGGAAGCUUCGAUUGGAGAUUCGUAAGCGAAAGCGACGAUGGUGGGCGGUGGUGACGGAACUGGUGGAGGUAGACACUCCGAACCAUCGGUGCACAAUUCGGAGGAUACGGAAGAGAUGCCUAUCCCGAGGCUGAGUCUUGUUCCUAACAACGAGGAAGUUUCUUCUGAUAGCUACGACGAUCCGAAACUGGUAUAUAGCUCAAUCGUACUAAGAUCGCUAGAGAAGUACUUGCCGCCAGAGAUACUCGAGUUGAACAGAAACGAGAAGAUCAAAUACAUGUCAGACGUUUUGCGCAAGUACAUCUCACCCGAAGAUUGUAACAAAGCUCAAUUGUACAAGAACUAUAGGGAGAUGAUAUCCAGUUAUGAGCCAUGUUACAGGGGGUGGUACAAUUUUGAUCCCAAAUUGUUUUUGCUUCCCUCUUUCCUUGAGGCGAUCAGCGUUAACACAGAGGCAAGCUUCAGACGCAUCAUUUAUGAACCGCACCCCAGUGUUUUUGUCUUUGAAAUGUUUCAGCCUGACUUCUUUGAUAAAUUGAUCGUUGAGGCAGAAACUUUCAGAAAGUGGGCUCAAGAGAAAAAUUACCAGAUCAGGAGACUCAACAACACGGGUAAUUACGGUGUUGUGCUUGACGACUUUGGCCUGGAUAUCUUUCUUAACAAACUCACGCAGGAUUUUAUCUUUCCUCUUUGCAAAGUGUUCUUCCAUGAAUUGCGUGGAGCAAUGUUAGACUCUCACAAUGGAUUUUUUAAUGAAUAUGGUCAUGAGAGGGAUCCUGAAUUAGGCAAACAUAUCGAUCAUUCAGAAAUUACAUUGAAUGUUUGCUUGAAGAAACAACUUGAGGGAGGGGAAAUACUCUUCACAGGCACACGAUGCAAAAAACAUAUGUGGACAAAGUAUAAGGCAGAGCAGGAAAUGUUUCGUUACACUCAUAUACCGGGUAAAGCUAUACUUCACCGUGGCCGCCACCGCCAUAGUCCUAUAGCCACAACAGCACCCCGUUAUCGGGCCAAUAUGAUUCUUUACUGCAGAAGCUCUUUGUUUAGAGAGAUGGAAACUUAUCAGAAGGACUACUUCUCAGACUGGUGCGGUCAAUGUGCCCAAGAAUCAAAAUUUAAGGAAAGCCAGUUUCUUGAUACCAGAAGAGAGGAGAUGAUCAGAAUAGAGGAUGGAGCCAAUACUCGCUGAAACAUAAUACAGCUUACAGUUGGUCAAGCCCUGAGGUAUAUAUGCUUGGGCGUAUGACUCUAUACUUUCAAAAACUGAAUAUAUGUAGAAUGAUUUGAGGUAAAUAGUUCUGUGUAUCUUGAAUCUUCUCGACUCUCACAUUACUUAGGCACAUGUAUUUUACCUGUACAAUGAAUAGAACCAUUUAAUAUAGAUCUGAUUGGUUUUUUUU